This is a messenger RNA of Microdochium trichocladiopsis, 1089 nucleotides long. RefSeq lists its product as uncharacterized. The record is from RefSeq and is a predicted model, not a curated record. The coding region runs from base 219 to 1046 and encodes 275 amino acids. Lineage: Eukaryota; Fungi; Ascomycota; Sordariomycetes; Xylariales; Microdochiaceae. The transcript has a single exon.
CUCGACGGGGAGAUCCAAUAGCGCCAUCGUGGCACCGUAUACUCUCGUAAGAGUGAAAACGCGCAACCUCGUAACAACCAGAUUCCUAACGCAUCCAGAGUCGAUCUGGCUGCAGACACGAGGCCUUGCGUUACGUGGCGACAGCCUCCAGGUGUUGUAUUGGUGCUAAGAUAGCGUGCUUCGAUCCUGUAUCCGGGUGAUAUGGAAGGUUCGGGACGAUGUUCGGAUGGGAGACUGCCAAGCGGUCUGCUGUCGGAGAGCCUCCAUUUAUCUUGAAAGAAAAUGAACCACCUUCUUUGUUGCAUUUGUCCCGAGUAGAAAGGGCACAUCAGAUGCACGACAAGGGAACUUGGCUGGAAGAACCCUUGUGCAAGGUUCAGAUACAAAGAGAAGGUACAAAGAGAAGGAAGUUUGCCUCCAAGUUGCUUGGCCAGUCAUUCAUGUUGGUUGUGGUCCAUGAUUGGUCCUGCACUGGAGGUCCGAGUAUGUGUUGCUCGGGAUUGCUCGUGUUGAUUGUUGUCCUCCUAGCUGGCAUGCCGGUAUUCCUGGCGAAGCAAACUUGUCACUUACUUCCCAUUGCCUGGUCCAAUGUCCAGCAAGAGACAAGCGCCGGACAGAGGCAGAGGCCACGACGCAGACUAACCCGGCGAGCAAUGCCAGGAUGUUGUUGGUGCUUGCAAGGUGAGGAGGAAAGGGCUGGCAGGCAAUCCAUUCCUGGUGGUUGCCGGCGAAAGAGAAGAGCACCACAAGGAACGUGCCUUCCCCAUCUGGCGACGAUGCACUGGCAGCCCUCGCAGCAUCUUCUGGCCUUGCCUCCCCACAACAACACCUGCAGAUGCCAUGGGCAAGCAUCCGUUCCUCGCCAUUGUCGCUCCUGCGUUUUCGUCCUGGCAUUGCUCUCCAAUGUCAUCUGCACCCGCCCACGAGCCUUGCCCCGAACGGCAUUUGCGACCACGGGCAGAGUGCUCGACAUGGCUAUCACCUGCACGCAAGUGGGAGUGACGGCAUCGAGGGCCCCGGCCUCCCCCACCUGCCACUUGCUUUGAUGUACAGUAUCCACAAGCUUCGAGCUCGAACAGAGAUUUCUUC